Molecule: messenger RNA, 4396 nt
Organism: Mobula hypostoma (lesser devil ray)
Lineage: Eukaryota; Metazoa; Chordata; Chondrichthyes; Myliobatiformes; Myliobatidae
Gene: usp8
Product: ubiquitin specific peptidase 8
Exons: 19
Coding region: 509-3742 (1077 amino acids)
Biological process (GO): endosome organization; protein K48-linked deubiquitination; protein K63-linked deubiquitination
Cellular component (GO): dendritic spine; midbody; postsynaptic density
Molecular function (GO): cysteine-type deubiquitinase activity
Source: RefSeq, a predicted model, not a curated record
GCGCAGGCGCACUGGGGGAAUUCUGCGGCCGCGGAACCAGAGCGGAGCGGAAGCGCCAGAGUGCGGGGGCCGGACAGUGCAGCCCCACCGUGUCGGUACCUGAGUGUCUGUGGGCAGUGGCAGCGACAGCGGCCGGCCCUCAGCCUCGGUACUGUGCCUGUCCACUGGGCUUGGGUUCCGAGAGGUUCGUACCUGGAUUCCGGGCGCGGGGCCUUGUGUCCGGGCCGUCUCUGCUCCCCGUACCCUGAUUCUGCGACUUCUUCCCCCUCGACCUGCCCUCCCCAUCCCCCAGAUUUUGAUGCCUAACUCCCCUCGGAAAUCUGGCGUCGGGCAGCUGCUGAACACAGGCCCAAGGCCUGCCUUACUGCUCAUUGGCAGCAGAAGUGCCGAGUCUGCCCCGGCGGAGCUUUCACAAGACAAAGAAUGUACAUAAUCCAGCUGCUUUUGAAAGUAAAUAUCGAAAGGAUCAUUUCUGCUCCAAACAGCUGAGAAUCAGAGGCUUUUCAAAAUGCCUGCAGUUUCAAGUGAUGUGAAGAAACUGUAUCUGUCUACGUGUUUGGCUGAUCUCAAUAAGAAAGCAGAAGUGAAACUGGAAAAGAAAAGCACCAAAAACAUUGUUGUGAGUGCCUGUAAAAUUUUCAAGGCUGCAGAAGAAAGCAGGUUGGACAGAGACGAAGAAAGAGCCUAUGUUCUUUACAUGAAGUACCUAGCUGUAUAUGAUCUAAUUCGGAAGAGGAAUGAUUUUAAACAUCAGCAGGACUACUAUACUUCUUUACUUGGCCCUACAAGCUUCAGGAAGGCCAUAGAAGAGGCAGAAAGACUUUCUGAAAGCCUGAAGUUAAGAUACGAGGAAGCUGAAGUACGUAAGAAGCUUGAAGAGAAUGAUAGAUUGCAAGAAGAGAAAAGCAAAGAGCAAGAAGGAGCAAAAAGCAAGGGACAGGAUAACAGCUGGACAGCUGCAGACAAGGGUCCUUCAGGCCAGGGGGACACAGUGUUAAGCAACGUCAACGAGUCCAGUACAGAGCACAUCGUUUUGUCUCGAGGAACGAUCAGUGCAGAAAAGCUGUUUGCAAUGUUGCAAGAUGAAAACACUAAGGUGAUCAUUAUGGAUGCUCGGAGCUCCAAGGAUUACCAGGAAUCUCACAUUCAUGUGGCCAGGUCGUGCUGUAUAAAUGUGCCAGAGGAAGCUAUCAACCCAGGCAUCACUGUUAACCAGAUAGAGUUGAAACUGCCAGAAGAAUCAAAGGAGAUGUGGCGAAAACGGCAGUUUGUUGAUUACAUUGUUUUGUUGGAUUGGUUCAGUUCCAUCAACCAGGUGCAAAGGGGGAGCGUUCUUCAAAGCCUCAAAGAUGCACUUUACAAGUGGGAUAGUCAAGUAAUUGUCCAGAAUGAACCAGUGGUAUUGGAGGGUGGCUAUGAGAGCUGGCUUCUCUGCUACCCAAUGUAUACCACCAAUUCCAAAGUGACUGCUCCAAAGGAAGAAUCCUCUACAACUGUUCAAGUGUCCUUGAAUUUUAGUUACCCGUCCUUGGAGGAACCCCCUCCAUCUUGCCCACCCUCUGGAGACCUCGAUGAAGGGAAGGCUUUCCAAGAAUUGGGAAGACUUAAUGGAAUUUUAUCUGAGCCAGAUGCAACAACAAAAGAAGUCAGCAUAGAAACAAUGAAUGUGCCUAAUGGUGUACCUGGUUUGAAAGAUCUAGCAUCAACUGGCGGACACACUGUUGCAGUGAAAAACAUUCCUCAGGUUGAUCGAACUAAUAAACCUACACUAAAAAUGCCAGAGAGGUCUAGUUCUGGUACAGAAAGUCUACCUGUUCACAAUGGACCAGUAGUACCCGAUCGGUCAACAAAGCCAUGUGUGGAGCCCCAAAACCUGUUAACAGAUGAUGAAAUAAGUCAGAUCCAUGCUGAAGCAGCACAGAUUCGAGAAAAGGCCAAAAAAGAGAAGGAACAGCGUGAACGAAGACAGGAAGAGCAACGAAAAAAGGAACAAUUGGAUCAAGAAAAAGAACAGCGUGAGGAAGAAGCAAGGGUGCUUAACAUAAAAGCUGAGCAAGACAAACAGAGCAAAGAAUUCAAAGAACAACAGAAACAGGAACUGGAAGACAAAUGGCAGGAAGAUGAUGAAGAAAGGAAGCAAUCAACAGAGCAAGUAAAGAAGUCUCUAAUAGAAAAAGGCAAAACGGAAAGUCAGAUAAGAGAGCAAGGGAAUGUGAGGAAAGAUGUGCCAGAACAACCCGCACUGGAGCCAGAAGCCAGCAGCUCCAGAGGAAAGCAGGAACCUAGGGAAGUGUUAACCAGAGCAAGAAGUGAAGAAAUGGGUCGGACUAUUCCGGGUUUGCCACAAGGAUGGAUGAAGUUUCUUGAUGUGGUAACUGGAACCUAUCGAUACUAUCAUUCACCAACCAACUCUGUUCACAUGUACCCACCUGAAAUGGUACCAUCGAUCACACCGCCUGCAACUCCUCCGACCCACAAAGCCAAACCACCAAGUGCAACUGAUGCUGAUGUUCCCAAACUGAAACGUUCCUACUCCUCACCAGAUAUUGCUCAGGCAAUUCAUGACGAGCAGAGCAAGAUGAAAACAACCAAACCAGUGCCCACAGUCAACCGGGAAACAAAACCCUCUGUUUGCAGCAAAACAGAAAUCUCAAGCCCUUCUGCUUCUCAAAUUCGAAACCUGAACCCAGUGUAUGGAGGUCUGGGCCGAGCCCUGACGGGGCUGCGCAACCUGGGCAACACUUGCUAUAUGAACUCCAUCUUGCAGUGUUUGUGCAACACCCCACGGUUAGCCGAGUACUUCAAUAAAAAUUGUUACCAGCGAGAUAUAAACAGAUCAAACAUUCUUGGCCAUAAAGGUGAAGUGGCUGAAGAGUUUGGUAUAAUAAUGAAGACUUUGUGGUCAGGACAAUACAAAUGCAUCAGUCCGCGAGACUUCAAGGGUCGCAUAGGAAAAAUAAAUGAUACGUUUGCAGGAUACGUGCAACAGGAUUCCCAGGAGUUGCUCCUCUUCCUUAUGGAUGGUCUUCAUGAAGAUCUAAACGAAGCUGAACGGAAGAGAUACAAAGAGGAAAAUAAUGACAACUUGGAUGAUUCAAGAGCAGCUGAUGUAGCCUGGAAGAAGCACAAACUGCUCAACAAGUCCAUCAUUGUAGCCCUGUUCCAGGGGCAGUUUAAAUCGACGGUUCAGUGCCUGACUUGUCACAAACGGUCCCGGACUUUUGAGGCGUUUAUGUACCUAUCUCUGCCUCUUCCAUCUUCCAGCAAAUGUACUCUGCAGGAUUGUCUCAAAUUAUUUUCCAAAGAAGAGAAACUGACUGACAACAAUCGGUUCCAUUGUAGCAACUGUAAGGCACACCGGGACUCCACAAAGAAGCUGGAGAUCUGGAAGCUGCCCCCUAUCCUACUGGUGCAUCUGAAACGAUUCUCUUACGAGGGGAGAUGGAAACAGAAACUCCAGACCAACGUUGACUUUCCGCUGGAGAAUCUGGAGUUGUCAAACUACGUGAUUGGUCCAAAGAACAACGUGAAAAGAUACAAUUUGUAUGCAGUGUCGAACCAUUAUGGAGGACUGGAUGGAGGGCACUACACAGCCUACUGCAAGAAUGCAGUGAAGCAACGCUGGUUCAAAUUUGAUGACCACGAAGUCUCGGAGAUAUCUGCUUCCUCAGUGAGGUCGUCUGCUGCCUACAUCCUCUUCUACAGCUCGUUGGAGCUUUGUGUAGCUGACUUAGCCACAUAGCAGCAUUCAGCACUUCACACUUCUCUGUUAGUCUUAUACCUGGCUGCGUUGGGCAUGUAAUUAGAGAGACAACGCAGAAGCAAACACUUCCACAAUGACAGCAUAACUAGCUGACUGUCCAUUGUGCUCACAGUAUUUGCAUCCCAGAAAGGUGAACUUUAGUUAUGCAACAGAAUCUAAAACCUCUAUUAGAAUGAUUACAAGAAUGUCAAAUCCUGUUCCCGAGCGGAGUUUGUAGUUUUGCAAUAGUUCCACAAGCCAGAAUUUCAUUGCUUCAUAAGGCAGAAAUACUUGUUUGAUUCUCUCCAAUAACUUCCUGUUGUACUGGCCUUUCUAGAUCAGUUAUAGUGAAUCUUUCUGUACUCUGUAAAAUAACUGGGAGAAACAUAAACUGAUGGGACUGUAUCUGUACAUAAUAACUGCAGACUGCACAAAAUGUCUGUGUGUGUAUAUAAGCUAUAAAUACUUUUAAAAAAAGUAAUACUUUUUUUUUGAAGUAAUGUUGCCUAUAUUUCUACCUAAAACCAGAGCAAGUGCUGAACUGAAGAUGUAACUGUGCUGCACCUGAACUUAUCCAAAAGUGUAUUGCAGAUUAUUUUCAGACUUUUGCAAAAGCUGUGUGUAUAAAAUAUACUAAUCUGUUAAUUCAAACAA